This is a messenger RNA of Psilocybe cubensis, 297 nucleotides long. RefSeq lists its product as uncharacterized. The coding region runs from base 1 to 297 and encodes 98 amino acids. Gene Ontology annotation, cellular component: DASH complex; mitotic spindle; spindle microtubule. The transcript is spliced from 2 exons. The record is from RefSeq and is a predicted model, not a curated record. NCBI's taxonomy places the organism in Eukaryota, Fungi, Basidiomycota, Agaricomycetes, Agaricales, Agrocybaceae.
AUGUCUCAACAAGAUGAAGAACAAAGCUUCUUCGAAAGGGAGCGCGAUAGGUUAUCGCGAGAGAUCACAAGCGGCUUCGAAGAGUUGCUUUCUUCCACAAAUGCAUUGAAUCGCAAGCUGGAGGAAGUUCUAGGAAUGACCAAAGAAUACGAUACAAUCGCUGCACUUUGGCAUAGUUUCUACCAACUCAUGCGCAACUCUGGACAGGAUGAAGAAGUGGAAGAAGAACUGCCUGGACUUCCCGGUACUGGCAGUCAUGUUGUAGCAGUCAAACAGAGCACUAGCAAGAAUGAUUAG